Molecule: messenger RNA, 561 nt
Organism: Ostreobium quekettii
Lineage: Eukaryota; Viridiplantae; Chlorophyta; Ulvophyceae; Bryopsidales; Ostreobiaceae
Source: the annotation of a GenBank genome assembly
AUGGCCAACGACAGUGUGACCGUGAAGGGCAAUGUGGUGGUACUGGGCUGGGGAAGGCAGGAGGGGAACGUGCUGCCGAAGGACUUGCACCAGGCCACGGAGGUCUCGGUGCUGCCCAACAAUCUGUGCAACACGGACUCGGACGGGUGGCCGGAGCUCGACAUAUUGGAGAGCAUGGUUUGUGCCUUUGGACAGGGAAAUGGUCAGGACACCUGCCCAGGUGACAGCGGGGGGCCGAUGCUGGUUGCAGACAAAGUGGGCAACGAUCCCGACAACGGCGACCCCAAAGAGGACUUGCUGGUGGGAAUCACAUCGUUUGGGGAACUUGGAAAGGAAUGUGGGGAAUCUACACGGCCGGGCGUGUACACACGGGUCAGCUCGUUCCUGGAGUGGAUCACAGAGAAAAUCGAAGAAACGGAUGGCAAGCCGCUGGAUGCCAGCCCGCCGCCAAUGCCCACAGCCCCAGCCCCGGCCCCUGAGGAUGUUGCCGUCUGCCAGGACUGUGGGCUGCUGGUGCUGGGAAGGUGUCUAUUUUGCCAGGACAGCGACGAUGACCGAUGA